Rhizopus microsporus ATCC 52813 is the source of this 447-nucleotide messenger RNA. RefSeq lists its product as uncharacterized. NCBI's taxonomy places the organism in Eukaryota, Fungi, Mucoromycota, Mucoromycetes, Mucorales, Rhizopodaceae. The coding region runs from base 1 to 447 and encodes 148 amino acids. The transcript has 3 exons. The record is from RefSeq and is a predicted model, not a curated record.
AUGUUCAGAGCAAACGACGACAAUAAGCCCUUUAAAGUACUGAUCGUUGGUGGUGGCCCUGCAGGUCUCGUUUUAACCAGUGGUUUAAAAAACAAGGAUAUCUCCUGUGAAGUAUAUGAACGCGACGUCGAUCCAGAUUUCCCAGAGAAGUUUGGGGUUAAUAACGAAAAGAAUGAAGGAGAAAUGACCUUUACAAACUUUAAUGGUCUGACCGGUGAAAUCGAGACAAUGCUCACAGCCCCUCCUUACGUGCAAGAUUUGGUGCACUGGAACAAGAAAGUAAGUCGUUAUGAAGAGCAUGCAGAUGGUGUAAAAGUCUUUUUCGCGGAUGAAAUACAUGCCGAAUGUGAUCUACUCGUGGCUACAGAUGGUGGCAUGUCAACUUUAACGUAUCUGCCUAUUGGUUAUAUGACAAGCAAGACGAAGCAACGCAGUUCGAAGCCAUAA